AUGUUUAGUAGAGCAGAUGAUGAACGUCUACAAUUUAUUCGCAAACAACAAAACAGAUUUAGAAGAGGGGGUCAAGAAAAAGAUGAAUCACUUAGUGAUGAAGCAGAAUUAAACACUGAAAAUAUUUAUCUACCAGCAUCGCAUACACUUUCAUAUAGAUGCCAGAGAUAUACACAAAAAAACAAUAAGUGUCAAUGGAAUUAUCCUAAAUCAAUUCAAGAAUACUCUACAAUUGACAAUCAAGGGCCAGAUAGAGCAGAAAUAAGAAUUCAAACAAAUGAAAAUAACGAAACAGAUAAAAUAAUUGUUAACGAAAUAAAAGAUUACCUUAAUGCUCAAUACCUUUCAGCUAUGGUAGUAAUUUGGCAAAUAUUUAAAUAUAAUAUAACUUCACAAAUGUCAUCAGUGACAUGUUUACUGAUUCACUUACCCAAUGAACAAAUAAUCUUACAUAAAAAUUAUAACAUCAAACUUUCUACAUUACAAAGAUAUUUUCUUCGUCCAACAAACACAGCAUUUAAUGAUCUUACAUAUUGUAGAUAUAAUGAAUUAUAUACUUUUAGUUAUAUAGAAAAUAUAACUGAUCAAUAUUAA
Dentiscutata erythropus is the source of this 594-nucleotide messenger RNA. Lineage: Eukaryota; Fungi; Glomeromycota; Glomeromycetes; Diversisporales; Gigasporaceae. The record is from the annotation of a GenBank genome assembly.